Molecule: messenger RNA, 2071 nt
Organism: Plutella xylostella (diamondback moth)
Lineage: Eukaryota; Metazoa; Arthropoda; Insecta; Lepidoptera; Plutellidae
Source: RefSeq, a predicted model, not a curated record
CUUAUUUUGCAAAGAUGGCGCCCUCUAGUUGUUGAUCUGUCAACUUUACGCGUGUCGUCCAUGUUCAUAGUGUGGUGUGACUUAUAUUUUUGUUUUGUGUUAAUUUCCUGCAGCUUUAUAAAUGUGAAACUUCUCACGAUGUGUUAUCCUAUAUAGUGUUAUCAAGCUCCGGCUGAAUGGAUCCCGCCGUCGCGUGGUACCAGCCCGAGCAGGAAGGACCCGCGAAGCGCCUCUGGCUUCGUAUCUGGGAUACGCAAAGUGAUUUAGACAAAAUGAACUUAAAAAAUUUAGAGAACUCCAACCCCAAUGUGAAUAAAGCACAGGACUUUAUACCUAUAAACGAUGUGAACGGUGAAAGUAGGAAUAACAAUUACUUCAAUCCCGCUCGGAGGAAAACGAAUGAUAACCGCGCGUCAACUUUUAACCUGAACAAGAACCACGAUGCGCUGAUAGGGGAAUACGGGGGAUGCCCCUGGAGGAUACCCAACUACGACUACAAGCUCGGGAUAUUGGGGCUGCACGAGGAGAUCGAGCACUUCUACAUGUACAUGUCGCCCACGGAGACGGAGCACCUGGUGCGGUCCACGGUGGUGUCGCGCAUCCGCGGCGCCAUCCUCGCGCUGUGGCCGCAGGCGAGGGUCGAGGUGUUCGGCUCCUUCCGCACGGGGCUGUACCUGCCGACCAGCGAUAUCGAUCUUGUGGUUAUAGGUCAGUGGGAGAAGCUGCCGCUGUGGACGCUGGAGCGCGAGCUGGUGGGGCAGGACAUCGCCGAGAAGGAGAGCAUCAAGGUGCUGGAGAAGGCCACCGUGCCCAUCGUCAAGAUGACCGACAAGUACUCCGACGUCAAGGUGGACAUCUCAUUCAACAUGAGCAGCGGGGUCAAGAGCGCAGAACUUAUCAAACAGUUUAAGGAGAAAUACCCGGUGCUGUCCCGCCUGGUGAUGGUCCUCAAGCAGUUCCUGCUGCAGCGAGACCUAAACGAGGUCUUCACCGGCGGCAUCUCCUCCUACUCGCUCAUCCUCAUGUGCAUCUCUUUCCUACAACUGCACCCGCGCCCGGAGCGACUGAGACAGCCGCACAACCUCGGAGUGCUGCUGAUUGAGUUCUUCGAGCUGUAUGGACGGAAGUUCAAUUACGUGAAGACGGCUAUUCGGGUGAAGAAUGGAGGCAGUUAUGUGUCGAAGGAUGAGAUUCAGAAGGAGAUGAACGACGGUCACCGGCCGUCGCUGCUGUGCAUCGAGGACCCGCUCACGCCGGGCAACGACAUCGGCCGCUCCAGCUACGGGGCCAUACAGGUCAAGCAGGCGUUCGACUACGGCUACAUAGUCCUGCAGCGGGCGCUGGGCGCGCCGGCGGGCGGCUCGCUGCUGGGCCGCGUGCUGCGCGUGACGGACCACGUGCUGCAGUACCGGCGCUGGGUGCAGCUCACCUUCCAGCCCUACUUCCUGGCCGCGCCCGCCCAGCCGCCGCAGCGGGAGAGGGAGAGGGACGCGCUCAGUGGACAGGACUGGUCAUCAGGCGGCUCGGCCGGGUCCGCGGGCUCCGCCGGCUCUGCGGGGUCCGGGGGCGCGUCCCCGUCCCCGCCCCCCGCGCCCGCGCGCACCUCCCCCCCGCCCCUCUCCGCGCUGCAGUGCUCCUCGCCCACGCCGCGCCGCGUCUCCGCGCACCAGCAUCUGAUUAUACACCAUAUCAUGAGCAACAGCGACUUCAAUAAUAUACCGUCGGGCAUCCAGCAACAGUACGCGAGCGGCGACGGCAACCAAAAGAACCGCAACCAACGCUCUUUCACUUCCAAACACCGGCGCUACAACACGUCACCGCCCAGCAACGGAACGCAGCGCUACCGGAACAACAACAACAACAGCAACAACAGCAGCGGGGGCGAGGCGCCCCGACACAACAAGAAGCGCCGCGGACAGUUCGCGCAGCAGCCGCAGCGAUGAUACAAGUGAUCCUUCGCCGACGACCGGCGAAAGAACUAGCGUGAGCGGUGAAGCCACAGUCGUGUUGUGUUCAUUGAACGCGUGUGACGUUUUGAAAGUGAUGUGAUAUGUGAGGGGGGGGGGGGGGG